Psilocybe cubensis is the source of this 594-nucleotide messenger RNA. RefSeq lists its product as uncharacterized. Gene Ontology annotation, molecular function: mRNA binding. Lineage: Eukaryota; Fungi; Basidiomycota; Agaricomycetes; Agaricales; Agrocybaceae. Gene Ontology annotation, cellular component: mRNA cleavage and polyadenylation specificity factor complex. The transcript has 5 exons. Bases 1 to 594 code for a protein of 197 amino acids. The record is from RefSeq and is a predicted model, not a curated record. Gene Ontology annotation, biological process: mRNA alternative polyadenylation.
AUGCCAGCCGACAGUUACGACAUCAAACACGAGGACGACGACGGUAACAUGGCCACGGAGGAGCAGGUACAGACGUACGUGUCCAACUCUGAGCCUAUGACUGGCGAGAAACGACAGAGGGAUAGGGAUGACGAGGGGAAUUCCUACCCUAACUCCCGGUCCAACAGCGGCGCAGGAGGAAGCGGGCACGGUCAGCAAGGCACGAAUGGCACCAACUAUGUCCAGCAGGUGCCCGCGCAGACGCAGGCUGCCCAGUCCGUAGCCCAGCCCAUGCCCGGAUACGAUGCGUUGUACAUAGGAGAUCUUCAAUGGUGGACGACGGACGAAGAUUUACGACAGGUUGCACACAAUUGUGGAGUGAAUAUCGAUCACAACGACAUCACUUUCUCUGAGCACAAAGUCAACGGGAAGAGCAAAGGUAUUGCUUUUAUUGAAUGUCAUGAUCCUCAGGCUGCCGCCGAUCUAAAAACAUGGUUCGACAACAACGACUUCCAAAACCGUCGCGCGACCGCGACACUCGCCAGCUCGUCACAGGGCAAUCCCUUCCGCACUUUACCAAAAGGCAUGAACCCUAAUUUCAUUCACUAUCCCUGA